Erigeron canadensis is the source of this 1493-nucleotide messenger RNA. Its product is annotated as U-box domain-containing protein 25. The transcript has a single exon. The record is from RefSeq and is a predicted model, not a curated record. Lineage: Eukaryota; Viridiplantae; Streptophyta; Magnoliopsida; Asterales; Asteraceae. The coding region runs from base 203 to 1273 and encodes 356 amino acids.
UGCCACUGCCAUAAAAUUGGUACACAUGUGCUUCCCCUGCCAUUUACAUCUUCCUACUCCUACAAUCACCAUGCACCAUCACUUUCACUCUCAUUUUACACACAUAUAAAAAACAUACAAACACACUAUAUAUAUCUAUAUAUAUCACACCACCACCAUAAUAAUUCACAUUCCUUGCUUACUUAUAUAACAAUAACACAAAAUGAAAAGUACUAACCAUCCUAAACUUAAACCACCACCACGUUCACUAUUUUCUUGUGGCUUUUUUCGUUAUUGCACUCAAUCUGUUUUAAGUCCCACCAAUGCUAGUCCACCGGUACUCGCUCCGCCGCCACCACCGCCGCCACAUUCGGAAUCCUCGUCUUCUUCCACUACCUCACAAAGUUUUACUCAAUGGAGAUUCUCUCACACUCCCAUUUCUACUUCAAAUUUUGAAACGAACCCGACACCCGAUACAGCACUAACACGCCACCAAUCACCGCCGCCGCCGCCACGGCCUCAACCGCCACCUGUUGUUAUUUCUGAUCUUCAGGAGCUUUUCCACGUGGCGGAGCUUCAACUCAGUACAGGUGAAGAGUUGGAUAGAAUAAAGGCUAUUUAUAUGCUUCAGCAUUCUUUGGUUAACCCACACGCCGUUGUGGAGAAACCACGCGCCGUCAUAUGUAACCCACGCGCCUCCGUGGACAACAUGGGCAAUGCAGCCGGCGACUUAGUUGAUAAUGCAAAUGCUGACGUAGGAGGCGGCGCGUGGGUGUCAUGUCCGUCGGCGGUUAUGAGGGGGGUGUUGGGUUGUUUGAAGGAUAAAGAAUUGGCAAAGCCGGCGACAAAGGUGUUGUUGGCGCUUUGUUUAGGGGAAGGUAAUCGACAUGUGGCGGUGGAAGAAGGGGCGGUGGGGAAAGUGGUGGACGCCUUGGUGGAUUUGGAUGGCGGGGCGGUGGCGGAAAGGGCAUUGGCGGCUUUGGAGCUUUUAUGUACGGUGGCUGAAGGUGCGGCGGAGCUUAGGGCGCAUGCAUUGGUCGGGCCAAUGAUGGUGGAGGUGAUGAGGAGGAUGGAAACAACUAGGGGUAGAGAGAACGCUAUCGGAAUAUUAGCGGUGAUUUACGGUGGUGCUGGUGGUGACGCGAUGGAGUUUGCGCCACCGGAAGAGGUGGCGCGUGUAGUGAUGUUGGCUAUGCAAGGAGAUUGUAGUGCAAGAGGGAGGAGAAAAGGGGCCCAGUUAUUAAAAGUACUCCAAGAAAAUGAACGGUUGGAUUUGACACAAGAAGUGGGGUGAGUGGUCCUGAUUCUAUCUGGAAUUUAUUAAAGUAAAAGUAAUGGUCAAAGUCAAAGUCAGAUUUGGAUGUCAAGUUAGAUUUGGAGAAUGUUAACAUUUAAAAGACCAUUCAUGGGAACAUAUUGUUUGUUGAACUUUAUAAUCCGGAAUAAUAAUUUGUAGACUAGGUAAAACAUUAUUGUACAUAUCAUCCCCACUAUUGAUGUAUUUCUUAUUUAUU